Molecule: messenger RNA, 555 nt
Organism: Helianthus annuus (common sunflower)
Lineage: Eukaryota; Viridiplantae; Streptophyta; Magnoliopsida; Asterales; Asteraceae
Exons: 2
Coding region: 1-555 (184 amino acids)
Source: RefSeq, a predicted model, not a curated record
AUGCCGGCUAUGAUUCUUGAAGUUGUUGCAUCACAAGAUCUUUGGAUCUGGCAUGCAUUCUUUGGAACAUUUAUUGUAAAUGGCGUUGAAUACAAGUAUGGGUACUGUCUUGUUGAUGGAAUUUACGCUGAGUGGGUUGUCUUUGUGAAACCAUUUUCAAGAGAGGGAACACUAGAUUCUAAAAUAAUAAAGCUUAACAAAGUUCAGAUGGCGGCACGCAAAGACAUCGAGCGAGUAUUUGGUGUUUUGCAGAAAAGGUGGCGCAUUUUGAGCAUGCCUUGUAGAUUGUAUGAAAAAUAUCAAAUAAGAAACGUGAUGUACGCGUGCAUCAUUCUACACAACAUGAUUUUAGAGGAAGAAGGGCGUAUAAUAGUUGAAUAUUAUGGCGAGAAAACCGCAUCAAAUAACGAAUACAUUAGUAACGAAGAAAGAACGCAAAACCAAAAUCUAAUCAAGUCAAAACAAAUAAGUUCAAACCUUCGAGCUGAUUUGGUACAACAUGUUUCGAUAUUACCAAGAUUCGACUCAAUGGAAGAUGAAGAUGAAGAUGAUUGA